AUGUCGUGUGUUUUGCCACCAUCAGAAAUGGAAAUCAGUAACGCAGGUCACAGGUAUAAGGUUGACAUCCUGUACGGCCCGACCAAAGUCUGUGGAGUCCUUAAACACCGCACGACAAGGGUCGAACAUAUCAAAGAGAAACUGGAAAAACUUGGAUUUGAGGUAAAACUCAGGCGGACUAUUGACUACGAGAUGGUGAUAUUCGCGUUCGAAGGUCAUACGGUUUUCACGUGCCUAGCAACCAACCUGUCGGUCUUGGGAUGUUCAACCUAUGACCCCACUGCGUGCCGACUGAUCAAACUGAUGUUGGCCGAACGAAAUCAUGCUAAAUUAAGGUGUAAACUAUGUUAA
Macrosiphum euphorbiae (potato aphid) is the source of this 351-nucleotide messenger RNA. The record is from the annotation of a GenBank genome assembly. Lineage: Eukaryota; Metazoa; Arthropoda; Insecta; Hemiptera; Aphididae.